This is a messenger RNA of Staurois parvus, 234 nucleotides long. NCBI's taxonomy places the organism in Eukaryota, Metazoa, Chordata, Amphibia, Anura, Ranidae. The record is from the annotation of a GenBank genome assembly.
UACCAGGUCAUCUGGCUCAACAGCGGGCAUCGGGUCACCAGGCACGACAGCGGGCAUCGGGUCACCAGGCAUCAGGUCAUCUGGCUCGACAGCGGGCACCGAGUCAUCUGGCAAGGCAGUGGGCACCGAGUCACCAGGCACGACAGCGGGCAUCGAGUCACCAGGCAUGACAGUGGGCACUGGGUCAUCAGGCUUGGAUCGUCUGGCAAGACUGCGGGCACCAAGUCAUCUGGC